AUGAAAUGAAGGACGCGGAGUCGCUGGCUCAGCAAACGAACGGCCCUGAUCGUUUGAGAGUUGGAUACGUGUACGGACACGCUGAGUGUAAUCGAGCUUCCGGAUCGUGCAGGUAUAGCCUAUAAUAUUUUUUAAAUUUCUCCUCGUGAGAAAAGAUCGAGUGCUCCUCAGACACAACAUCGCGUCUCUCGCACCCUUAUCCACUUCUCAGCGUAAUCGCCGGCUGCUCGUCGCCGAUGUAGCUUCGCCGGGAAGUUCAUCGACUUCUUUUGGACGAUCAACGGUUUGAUCCAGUCUCUGAUGGUCUUCCAUCGAUAUAUUUUAAGAGAAUUUGAGGCAAUGUGAGUAUUUGAUCUCAUAUGCGUGAUUUGGUUCCAAGCACAUUAAAGAACGUUACUUCGUGAAGGACUGUCCGAAUUGCUGCGUACUAGUUUCGUUCAGACAUAGGAGGAAUACAGGAAAGAGUCUUUCUUGAGCUUGGGAGAAUAGGAAGCAAAAGUGGAUUCGCCAUAGCAAAAUGUCUUUCCAGAACAAGGGCUUUUGGGUUGCAAAGGGCGUUGAAAAUUUGAAUGAUGGAGAUGCAGCAUUUGAUAACCCUUCGAAAAUUGAACCAAAGCGUUCUCACCAAUGGUUCAUUGAUGCUACUGAAUCAGAGCUGUUUCCCAACAAGAAGCAAGCUGUGCAAGCCUUAAACACUAAUCUAACUUCAGGAAUGCCAAAUGCAAGUGUUCCUUCCUGGGAGCAUGUUUCUGGUUUUCAGCCAGUCCCUAACCAAUUCAUGGAUCGGUUGCUUGGAUCUGAUACAACCAGGUCUGUCUAUUUCUCCGAAAGGAAUGUUUCCCCUGUUGGAACAGAUAGCUUAAAUAUUGGAAGAAAAGGGAUUGAUGAGCCAUUUGUAAAUGACUCAUCUGUUGGUUUAUCCAUAUCUCAUGCUGUAGGUAAUUCUGAAACAUCUCUCAGUUAUGGAGGAAUUAGAAAAAUUAAAGUUAAUCAGGUGAAGGACUCUGAGAACGAUGUGUAUUCACCAAAGGAACAUGUUUAUAACAGGGAAAUUUCCAGUGGCACAUCCUCAGGUCAAGCCCAUAACAGGGUGAAUGAGAGCAGUUUUAUAUCAAUUGGACAGGCCUACAGCAGUGAGGAUGACUCUGUGGCAUUAAUGGGUCAUAACUGCAGCAGGGAUGAUGCCCAGAUCAGGACAAUAAGCCCGUCCUUUGAUAAAGGAUGUCACAAUACUUUAUCAGUGGCUAACACUUACAAAGAGGAUAGCAAUAUAAUACCAUAUGAUGGUUUUCAUAUUGAAACCAGUAUCCCUUUGCCUGGGCCAGGAGGCAGCUGUGACCUCUUAUAUAAUCAAUCUUCAGUUCAAAUAUUGGAAACAGCCAGCAACAAAGAGCUCAAUGCAUCUGACGCCAAUGCAGUUAUGAGUGCUACUCUGGCUGCUAAAUCAAGACCAGAAUCUAUUUCCAAGAAUAAAUCUGAAUUUAAAAUGCCCAAGAAAGAAGCUCCAAACAGCUUUCCAUCAAAUGUCAGAAGCUUGAUAUCAACCGGCAUGCUUGAUGGUGUUCCUGUGAAGUAUGUCUCCUUGUCACGACAGGAGCUCCGUGGUAUUAUUAAAGGUUCAGGCUAUCUCUGUGGGUGUCAAUCAUGUAAUUUAUCCAAGGUGUGUCACACACCGGUUUCAACUUUGUUAAAGGUGCUGAAUGCUUAUGAGUUUGAGCGUCAUGCUGGUUGCAAAACAAAACACCCAAACAAUCAUAUAUACUUUGAGAAUGGGAAGACAAUCUAUCAGAUUGUCCAAGAAUUAAGGAGCACCCCUGAGAGCAAGUUAUUUGAUGCAAUUCAAACUGUAUUUGGUGCACCAAUCAACCAGAAAUCCUUCCGCAUUUGGAAAGAAUCAUUCCUAGCAGCUACACGUGAGCUUCAGCGUAUCUAUGGGAAGGAUGAAAUGAACCUAUGAACUUGAGUACGGUAAAAAUGAGUAUUAAUCAAAGAUGUAAUGUAGAGUAGUCUCCUCUAUGUGCAUAGAAGCAUAUAUUUAUUUUGAUAAAUAAUGUACUGGGUAUAUAAUGAUAUUUCCCAGUGGGAAACUUGCUCUUCUUUUUUUCUUUUUCCUUGUUUUUCUUUUUGAUGCACAACUAGUUGAUGAUGUAAAAUUUUGAAGUUUUUUUAGGUUGGUUAGAUGAAGACUAUUGUUGGAAAAAUAACAAUUUAAAAGAGUGACAACUCUUGGCAUACCCAAUGUAUGUAUUGAACUUCACUUUAUUGCUUUUGAGAUGAAGGUCUAUGGUGAAAGAGGUGUUGAGUUGAA
Malania oleifera is the source of this 2308-nucleotide messenger RNA. RefSeq lists its product as uncharacterized. The record is from RefSeq and is a predicted model, not a curated record. Bases 518 to 1957 code for a protein of 479 amino acids. Lineage: Eukaryota; Viridiplantae; Streptophyta; Magnoliopsida; Santalales; Ximeniaceae. The transcript has 6 exons.